ACUCCAAAACGACUUGACGUCCAUUAUCCUCAAAUGGCGUCUUUAUAAAUUCGUUUUCAAUGGCGACAUAGAGAAAAUGUAUCGCCAAAUACUGGUUCAUGAAGAAGAUCAAAAUUUCCAAAGGAUUCUCUUUAGGAAAGCCCCUCACCUGCCAAUCGAAGAUUUUAGGUUAAAAACCGUCACUUUCGGGGUUAACUGCGCCCCAUAUCUGGCAAUUCGCACGCUCCACCAAUUAGCUCACGAUUGUCAAGAGAAAUACCCCCUCGCCAAGAACAUCAUACUGCACGAAACAUAUGUAGAUGAUGUACUCUCUGGCGGACACAAUAUACAGUCCACUCUCAACUCUAUGACCCAAACUAUCGAAACUCUAAAAUCAGCAGGCUUUCCACUGAAAAAAAUUACAGCAAAUCACCCUAAAAUCCUUGAAUUAAUCCCAGAUACCGAUGUCUUAGAUGCUGAGUUUCUUAAAUUCCAGGACACAAGCUCUACAAAAACACUUGGAAUAAGAUGGAACGCACUAACUGACUCCUUCUCCUACUCUUAUGACCCCCUACCCGCCUCUAAGUCGAGCACAAAACGUCAGAUACUGUCAGCGGUGGCGAAACUUUUCGACCCGGCAGGAUGGCUAUCGCCAAUAAUGAUACUUGCUAAAAUUCUCCUCCAACAACUAUGGUUAGAAGGAACUGACUGGGACGAACACGUUAAGCCCACAGCUUUCCAUAAGUGGAACACUUUUCGCGAGGACCUUCAAGCCAUAAGCUCCAUCAACAUACCCCGAUGGGUACAAUUCUCCCCAGAUAAACGCAUACAGCUGCACGGUUUCGCUGACGCCUCCGAAAAAGCGUUCUGUGCUUGUGUUUAUAUUAGAGUGCAACACGAAGAGAACUCCUUCACAACCCAUCUUUUUGUGGCAAAAACUAAAGUUGCACCCUUGCAAACGGUAAGCCUGCCACGUUUAGAACUCUGCGGCGCCGUGUUGUUAUCAAAACUUAUCUACCAUAUCCGAUCCCAACUGAAUCUGCCACCGCACGAAUUGACACUCUGGUCAGACUCCGCGAUUGUGUUAGCUUGGCUUGAAAAACCACCACAUACAUGGAAAACAUAUGUGGCCAACCGAAUCACUCAAAUUAUCCACAACGUCAGCAACACCCCAUGGCGCCACGUACCAAGUGGUGCCAACCCAGCAGACUUAGGCACCCGUGGGUGCAAACCUCAAGAUCUAGCUGAAUGUUGCUUAUGGUGGAAUGGGCCAGAGUGGCUCUCCAAACCAGCUACUUCCUGGCCCAAAGGCGCACCUUCCAAUCUAGCCCCUCCUGAAAAGAGACCGAUAGAAUCCCUCCACACCUUAGAAUGUACAUAUAUCCUUGAUCGAUUCUCCUCAUUUUCACGAGCCUUAAGAGUUAUUGCCCUUUUGUAUCGUUUUAUCCGCAACUCGCAAAAAUACCCAAUUCCCACCACGUUAGCUCUUACACAGGAAGAGAUAAAUCAUGCAAAAAUGAAAUUGAUCGCAAUCACUCAGCGCAACCAUUUUGUAGAAGAAAUUCAGGCGUUGGAGGCUUCAAAACCAAUUGACAAAAAGUUCACUACUCACCCUAAACCCUAUGCUGGACAAAGCGGGGAUCAUGCGAGUAAAUGGUCGUCUAGCUCAGGCCGCGCUAAGCUACAAUGAACGACACCCCAUAAUCAUCCCAGAUAGCUCCAAGUUCUGCUCCUUGCUGCUAGAUUUUCUGCAUAAAACCUUGCUUCACGCUGAAAAACAGUUAAUGGUUCGCAUGGUGCAGCAAGAGUAUUAUAUUCCCAGACUCAAACAAAAACUGAAAAGGUGCAUCUUUCAGUGCAAGACUUGCACCAUUUAUAAACAGCGAAUGCGAUCACAAAUAAUGGCAGCACUGCCCCCUGAGCGUGCAACUUACUCUGUGCCAUUUCACACAACUGGUGUCGACUUCGCUGGGCCAUUUAUGGUAAAGACAUCCCCCCUUCGACGAGCGUCCCACACAAAAGCUUAUGUUUGCGUAUUCGUAUGCUUCUCCACCAAGGCUGUCCAUUUAGAGUCCUGCACAGAUUUGACCACCGAAGCGUUCAGAGCUGCAUUCACUCGAUUCGUCGGUCGCCGCGGACUGCCAAACAAAAUUAUGUCGGACAAUGGGAAGACGUUUAUCGGAGCACAGCGGGCUAUCCAGCGCGAUUUCGUCCUAUUCCUCAAGGAGGCAGCUUCUGAUGUUGCAGAGCGAUAUGCGGUACAGGGACUCUCUUGGCAAUUCAUUCCGCCAUAUGCCCCUCACAUGGGCGGUCUGUGGGAAGCCGCCGUAAAAAGUUUUAAAACCCACUUCACCAAAGUCGCUGGAAACCACAAAUUCACUUUUGAGGAAUUCACCACUCUCCUCAUUCGGAUCGAGGCAGUACUUAACUCGCGCCCUCUCUCCCCCAUGUCACAAGACCCAAGCGACUUACUAGCCUUAACGCCGGGUCAUUUUCUGCGCGGCGCCCCCUUGGUUUCCCUACCCGAACCGAAUGGCGAAAAUGUAUCUCUCACUACAAAAUGGCAAAAAUUGAAAGUUCUCCAUCAGCAGUUCAGCUCACGUUGGAAAACCGAGUACUUGCAAGAACUGCACAAGAGAUACAAAUGGAAACACCCGCAGCUCAAUAUUAGCGAAGGAGAUUUGGUGGUCAUCAAAGACGAUCUCUUGCCCCCAAAUGAGUGGCGCCUUGGCCGAGUCACCAAACUCCAUUCGGGUGCUGACCAAAAUGUACGAGUAGUGGAUGUUCGCACACAAGCCGGCAUAGUCACUCGCAACGUCACAAAACUAUGCGUACUGCCCCCUUCGUAGUAUAUUCCUCCCUCGUUUUUAAUUGCCUCUUAAAACUAUCACACUCCAGCUAACUCUAUAACCCCUGUUCACUGUACACUGACAUGUGACUAAUUAAAUUUUGCACUUUUUCUUCGUAGAUGAACAGAUACACGAUGGAGCUAAAUCAAUGCCGUCUGUGCUGCCGCUAUCACUCACUGAGGUUUUGCCAUGCGUUUAAGGCCAUGACGCCCGAGGAGCGGUACGAGUCCGCGCGAGUGCACAAAUACUGCAUCAACUGUUUGGCAACAUCGCACAUCACAGGUGCGUGCAACUCAGCAGACCGCUGCCAUCAAUGUGGGAAGGCGCACCAUACGCUGUUGCACCGCUCUACGCCGCUGGUCCCUGAACGCAAUCGCCGCGAGGAUGGGCAUAAGUCAGGCCGCAGUGGACGAACCACACUCCCCAGCCGCGUGGUAAAGAAAUCCAGGAAGCAGGCGUAUGACGACAGCCACCCCGUUCAACAACGCAUCCGCAACCUUUUCAACCGGGCUGUGCUGACAUUGGAAAAGCUGCAAGAGCUGCUUCACCUCGCACCGGUGCAGGCGGGCCGGCAUGUCGAGGACAUGGACACUAACUUAAUCGAGUUCGAUUAGAUUGAA
This is a messenger RNA of Rhagoletis pomonella (apple maggot), 3448 nucleotides long. RefSeq lists its product as uncharacterized. The transcript has 2 exons. Lineage: Eukaryota; Metazoa; Arthropoda; Insecta; Diptera; Tephritidae. The record is from RefSeq and is a predicted model, not a curated record. The coding region runs from base 77 to 1669 and encodes 530 amino acids.